UCUCAUUUCUCAAAGCCAAGUGCCGUGCUGCGGACCGGGUCCACCGGCAGGCACACACGCCCCAUUUAUCGUCACCACUCGGCACUUGCCACCUUCCCUCUCCUCCUCGCCUCUCGCCUCACCUUCUUCGUCGUCCUCCUUGCAGAGGUUGCAGACAGGCAGGCUGCAGGGUGUUUGGAAGACGUUUCUGGUGGGGAGGGUUCGGUUGGGCCUCCCAGCUUCUUCGCACGGUUCAGAGGCGAACUGAGAGGAGGGGGAGGACGGAGGAUAGCAAUGGUGUGAUGUCUGGUUGGUGACCGGUUCUUGCAGUUGCAAGGCAGCUAGUCGAUUCGUUGCUCCGGGAGCAGCCAUGGAUGCAAGGAACAGAACAGCUCCGGUGGUUGAUACCUCGUCAUGCUUGUGCCGAGUGGACAGAUCAGCCGCCGCCGCCGCGGCGAGGCGCCUCCCGGUGUCCAAGGCGUGCGUGCAACCGAGCCUCAGGGCGUCCAUCCACCCGCUGAAGCCGAAGGCGUCGCCGCGGCCGGCGGCCGAUCGGAGCAGCGGUGGGCAAUGCCCGCUGCUCCCCGGCCUUCCCGACGAUCUCGCUAUUGCCUGCCUCAUCCGGGUGCCCAGAGCCGACCACUGCAAGCUGAGGCUGGUGUGCCGGAGGUGGCGCCGCCUGCUCGCCGGCAACUACUUCUACGGCCUCCGGCGGCGUCUCGGGCUCGCCGAGCAGUGGCUGUACGCCGUGAAGCGCGGCGGCAAGGACGGGCGCGUGUCGUGGGACGUGCUCGACCCGUCGCGCGGCGCGUGGCGCGCGCUGCCGCCCGUGCCGCGCGAGUACGCGGACGCCGACGGCUUCGGCUGCGCCGUGCUCGGCGGCUGCCACCUGUACCUGGUCGGCGGCACGGACCCGCGCGGGGGCGGCGCCAUGCGGCGGGUGGUGUUCUACAGCGCUCGGAGCAACCGGUGGCACCGCGCGCCGGACAUGCUGCGCCGGCGGCAAUGCUUCGGCGCGUGCGUCAUGGGCAACCGCCUGUACGUCGCGGGCGGCGAGAGCGGCGGCGGCGGCGGACUCAGGUCCGCCGAGGUGUUCGACCCCGCCAAGAACCGGUGGUCGUUCGUGGCCGAGAUGGCCGCGGCGAUGGUGCCGUUCGUCAGCGCGGUGCACGGCGGGCGGUGGUACGUCAAGGGCCUCGGCGCGCAGCAGGAGGUGGUGAGCCAGGCGUACUCGCCGGAGACCGACUCGUGGACCGUCGUGCUCGACGGCAUGGUCACCGGCUGGCGGAGCCCCAGCGCGUGCCUCGACGGCAGGAUCUACGCCGCCGACUGCAAGGACGGCUGCCGGCUGAGGUCCUACGACGAGGCCGCGGACGCGUGGACCACCUGCGCCGACAGCAAGCAGCACCAGGGGAGCUCCCAGGCGGCGGAGGCGGCCGCCAUUGUCGCGCUCCACGGCAGGCUCUGCGUCGUCCGCAACGACAUGAGCGUCUCGGCCGUCGAUGUCGCGGCCGGGGAGGGAAGCCAGCAGAGCUGGGAGACCCUCGCCGGCAAAGCGCAUGCUAAGAGCUUCGUCACGGGCCUCUUGUCCAACCUCGCCGGCCGUGGCCGGGCCAAGAACCACAUCCUCCAUUGCCAAGUUCUUGAGGCCUAGCUGAUAACUUGCUGCUCCAUGUGUUCUAUGUAGAAUCACACACUGAAAGAGAGAGAGAGAGAGAGAGAGAGAGAGAGAGAGAGAGAGAGAGAGAGAGAGAGAGAGAGAGAGAGAGAGAGAGAGAGAAAUUCUUCCAUAUUGGCUGAGGAGUUUUUGAUCAGUGAGAAAAUCCUCGUGCUUGCUGUAGAGUUUUGAAAAAAAAGUGAGAAUUACAUCCGAAGGAAGUGAUCAUUGUACAGACAGUUCAUAUGAUAUAUUGAUAUUUGAAAAGUUCAUAGCACACAUAA
Molecule: messenger RNA, 1920 nt
Organism: Panicum virgatum (switchgrass)
Lineage: Eukaryota; Viridiplantae; Streptophyta; Magnoliopsida; Poales; Poaceae
Product: F-box/kelch-repeat protein At1g55270-like
Exons: 2
Coding region: 350-1633 (427 amino acids)
Molecular function (GO): protein binding
Source: RefSeq, a predicted model, not a curated record